AUGGCUAGUUGGAAUGAGAAACUGAUUAAAGCUGCUCGUGAAGGAAGUUUAACAUAUUUGAAACUUUCCUUUGAAAAGGGAGCUAAUUUGGAAUACAGAGAUGAAAAUGCAUAUACACCAUUAUUGAAUUCAGUCUACUACGGACACCUAGAGACAGUCCAAUACCUUGUUUCUGUAGGCUGUAACAAAGAAUCUAAAACAAAGAUUGGAAACACACCAUUAUUGCUUGCAGUACAGGAAGGACACCUGGAGACAGUCCAAUACCUUGUUUCAAUAGGAUCUACACCACUGUCGCUUGCUGUAGAGAAAGGACAUCUGGGUAUUGUCAAGUACCUUGUCAGCGUUGGAUGUAAAAGAGAAGCACGAACCAAUGUAAUUAUAGAUAUUAUUUUCUCAGUCUGA
This is a messenger RNA of Mytilus trossulus (common blue mussel), 402 nucleotides long. Its product is annotated as pre-mRNA splicing regulator USH1G-like. NCBI's taxonomy places the organism in Eukaryota, Metazoa, Mollusca, Bivalvia, Mytilida, Mytilidae. Bases 1 to 402 code for a protein of 133 amino acids. The record is from RefSeq and is a predicted model, not a curated record. The transcript has 5 exons. Gene Ontology annotation, molecular function: protein binding.